UGGGAGCCGGGCCGGCGGGGCAUGGCGGGCGGCGGGGCGCUGAAGGCGCUGCUGCCGCUGCUGUUGGCGGCGAGCGCGCUGGGCAAGCCCACGGUGCGGCAGGAGCGGGCCCGGCCCGGAGCCGGGCAGCACGAGGACCGGCCCGGCUUCCAGUACGACCACGAGGCCUUCCUGGGCAAGGAGGAGGCGCGGAGCUUCGACCAGCUCAGCCCGGAGGAGAGCCGUGAGCGCCUGGGGAAGAUUGUGGAUAGAAUAGAUGACAACAAAGAUGGCUACAUCACAACAGAGGAAUUAAAAAACUGGAUUAAACGAGUACAGAAACGCUACAUCUAUGAGAAUGUGGCUAAAGUCUGGAAAGACUAUGAUCUAAACAAGGAUGAUAAAAUUGCCUGGGAAGAAUACAAACAAGCCACAUAUGGUUAUUAUCUAGAGAAUCCAGAAGAAUUCCAAGAUGCAACUGAUCAGCAUAGCUUUAAGAAAAUGCUGCCCAGAGAUGAAAGACGAUUCAAAACUGCAGAUCUGGAUGGAGACUUGGCUGCCACUCGUGAAGAAUUCACUGCUUUCCUUCACCCAGAGGAGUUUGAGCACAUGAAAAACAUUGUUGUCUUAGAAACCUUAGAAGACAUAGACAAAAACGAUGAUGGUUUUGUGGAUCAAGAUGAGUACAUUGCUGAUAUGUUUGCAAAUGAAGAGGGUGGACCAGAGCCUGACUGGGUGAUUACAGAGCGUGAGCAGUUUUCAGAUUUUCGUGAUCUCAACAAGGAUGGAAAGAUGGACAAAGAUGAGAUCCAGCACUGGAUCCUCCCCCAAGACUAUGAUCAUGCACUAGCUGAAGCCAGGCACUUAGUCUACGAAUCUGAUGUAGAUAAGGAUCAAAAACUAACAAAAGAGGAAAUUCUGGACAACUGGAAUAUGUUUGUUGGAAGUCAAGCUACUAAUUAUGGGGAAGACCUCACGAGAAACCAUGAUGAACUAUGAUACAAUGUACCAGCCAGUGUGCCACAUAUCUUCUGUCCACUUUACUGAAAUCACUGUGUCCAUCUCCUCUUAGAGGGAAGAUGGGCAAGGGACACUCACAUCUGAAUGACUUGCAUUGAUACUAUUUUUAACAUGCCAGCUUAUUACCUCAGAAACCACAUAGAAAUAGCUUUCUUACUCCUUUCACAUGGUUAAAUACAGUAUAUAAUUACUACAGGGUUUUUUUGAAAAAAUAAGAAGGUAACUUUUCUGAAUAAGUUAGAGCCUGACAUGGAAAAGGCACUUCUAAAAAUAUUGCAAAGAGCUUUAAUAGCCAAGUAUUUUCUUCAAAUACCCACUUUUACCAUAGUGGAAUGCACCUAGGAUUAGAACCCUAAGGUUUAAACAGACUUAAGUUAUUUAGUUGUCUUUUCUAAUAGCAUUGUAACAGUUCAGAGAUAACCCUUUGAGCCUCCUACCCAGAGAAGAGUUUGAUACCAGCUUUGUCUCCACACAGUUUCUGUGUCCCAGUUGGGUCAGUGGUGCUGCAGGAGUGCCCAGCAGUCCCCUGGCUCCUGCUUUAAUGUGCAAGAUGCAGGUGGCCCUUGUCCCUGACCCCGGCAUUCCCAGCCAGGGAUGCAGAGUCCAGCGUGGCAGCUGCUCCUUCUGACAACAGGGAAACGUGCAACUGUUUGUGGGUCCUUGGCUUUGCUGCUUCCUGGGAGGAAUUGUGCCACAUGGAGCAUAAUUUAUCUCCUGCUUUUCACACUUUACCCAAGCCCUACUCUUGUUCACGCAGUGUGAAUGGCAGCAGUUCUGUGAUGGAGAAAGAAUGAGACAUAUCACCCCUCUGGGCCUUCUGUCUCCUCUGCCACAUAAGAGGACAGAUUUUUGUGGCUGAAGUUCUGGGUUUGUGUGUAUAUACGUAUAAGUACAUGUUACUGAAGCAACUCUGAAGACAGCUCUCCUUCCAAAAAAGGGGGGAAGCUUUCCACACAGGUGCUUUCUUUUUUACUGUAUAAUGUGAGUUGUUACAUGUAUAUUUUUAUAUACACAACUU
Messenger RNA from Pseudopodoces humilis (Tibetan ground-tit), 2017 nucleotides. RefSeq names its product reticulocalbin 1 (gene RCN1). The record is from RefSeq and is a predicted model, not a curated record. Gene Ontology annotation, molecular function: calcium ion binding. Gene Ontology annotation, cellular component: endoplasmic reticulum. Lineage: Eukaryota; Metazoa; Chordata; Aves; Passeriformes; Paridae.